UAGCGACAGGGUCCGUUACCGAGGGCGGGUUCCCCGAGCCUUCUUCUUUUUCUGUAAAAUCUGAAUUCUCUGCACAGAAGAAGAGGUCGGGUUCCAGGAACCCCAGCCUCUUUCUCUUUUCUGUUCUCAGAUCUUAAGACCCAAUCACGCAUCUCUAUGCAACCUUCAUUAUUUUACUGCUGCUCAGCAAAUUCGUAUCUCCUCUCCUCUUGCAUGGACGGUCCCCUGUCACUCUCGCCAAUCUCAACGGUCAGAUUUCUUUCCCUCUCUCUCUUCCAUGCACGACUUCUAUGUCUUCUCACUUUUGGAAGCGUUCAAUUUUUUACCUGUCUAUGUUCUGUACGUGGAUGAUGAUAGCUCUGUUCUAGUCCUGUCAAGUUUCUUUCCUCUAUGAGAAAUUCUACUUCCCAGUUCCCUUCUCCUUCAUUCUUUCAUCACAUUGUUUUGCCCCUAGAUAAUCUCCCCUUGGCUCUAUCGUUACUCACAAUGUUACAUUUUCCUCUCCAUUUGUACUUUCAGGCGUUCUCACCAACAUCAUCACCAUGAAAGCUAUGCAAUUUCUCUUUCAGUUGACUCUUUUGGACUUCAUUUCUUUCUGGGGUCUGAUAUGGGCUGUGGAGGAUCCAAAGUCGAUGAUUUGCCGCUAUUAACUCGUUGCAGAGAGCGAAAAGAACUUAUCAAGGCAGCAUCUGACCACCGCUACGCCCUUGCCGCUGCCCACGUCUUGUAUUUUCAGUCGCUGAGGGAUGUUGGCGAGGCAAUUCGGAGAUUCGCUGAUGAGGAGCUCGUGAUCGCUUCUUCUUCUUCUCCUGGGUCGCCCGUACUAACAUUACCCUCUUGGGAAAGGAAAUACAGGCCAAAAUCCAAAAACUCAUUCUCAUCGACAUCCAUUUCUCAUUCUGUGGACGAUAGCAAUCAUAAAAAGAGCAAAAACAAAGACAAGGAGGAGAUUGAAGAUUCGCAUUUGCAUUUGUCAUCUGGGUCCGACUUAGACACUGGUUCGGGUCAUAUCCACAUACACAAUACUGCUGAAGAGGAAGAAGUUGAUUUGGGUCACACCCACGUACACAAUACUUAUGAAGGGGAAGAAGUGCACCAACGCGAAAUACCUUCAACUUCUUACCAUUUUAAUGAUUAUCCUCAAGAAAAUUGGAGUUAUAAUUAUCCGGGAGAUAAUCCAUAUUCAUAUCCAUACCCGUAUCCCUUCUCCAAUCCUUAUCCAAACAUGUAUUACAUGAAGAGUUCUGCUACUCCGUCCAAGACAGUGGUCUAUGAGGAUCCAACAGUAAAUGGGUAUUCGAGUUAUUAUGGAAGUGCCGGGUAUUUCGGGUACCCGAUGAUGGGUUCGCCGCAGGAGCCAAGUCCGCAGAGGCCGCCACCGGUGCCGCCAUCGCCGCCAAGAGUGUCCACCUGGGACUUUCUGAAUGUGUUCGAUACAUAUGAUAACCAUACCGGUGGGCUUCCGGGUUAUUACUCAGUGGGAAGAUACGGGUACGGUUCGACAACCAGUAGUCCGGAUUCGAAGGAGGUGAGAGAAAGGGAAGGUAUCCCUGAUUUGGAAGAUGAAACAGAGCAAGAAGUGAUAAAAGAAGUUAAAAAAGAAAAGAACAGAGUGAAAGAGGAAAUGAAUGUGAAUGGCAAAUACAAAUUCAAUGAAGAAGUUGAUAAGAAUUAUGGAGAAGGUACCUCAAAAUCCGUGCCAGUUCAAAGCAGCACUGAGAGUAUGGACUCAUUUAAGGGUAAAGAAAUCAAGAGGAAUACUAGUCUUGAUACAUUUUGUAGUCCUGAGAGCGUUCUUUCUUCCAAGAGUCUUGGUGAGGACUCUGUGAGGAAGAAAGGAGUGAGCUUUGAGUUCGAGGAGGCAUCUACUAUGGAUAUUGAGUCUUCUAAACGCAGUAGCUUAACCACAUUGUCUGUUCAUGGUACUAGGGAUCUCCAAGAAGUGGUGAAUGAAAUAAGGGACGAGUUUGAGACUGCCUCUAGUUAUGGCGGGGAGGUUGCAUCGUUGCUUGAGGCGGGCAGGUUGCCUUACCAGCGAAGAACCACCUUGCUAAGAGUAAUUUUAUCCCGGAUUCUGUAUCUGGUGUCAUCACAUCCUCCUACCAGGCCGUCAGUGCAAAUCUCUUCUAGGGCUAUGAAAAUGGCAAAAGCAUACUCUGAGGAGCCUGGAAAUGAUUUUGACAUGAAGGCUAGAAGCCUAUCAUCUACCCUGGAGAAAAUUUAUGCAUGGGAGAAAAAACUAUACAAGGAAGUUAAGGAGGAAGAAAGGCUACGAGUUGACUAUGAAAAACGGUGUAAAAGAUUGAAAAGCUUAGAUGAACAUGGAGCUGAGUCUAGUAAAAUUGAUGCUGCCCAGGCUUCAAUAAGGAAGUUGCUGACAAAAAUUAAUGUUACUAUCAGAGCUGUUGAUACCAUAUCAAGCAAGAUACACAGGUUGAGGGACGAAGAGUUGCAGCCUCAAAUCACUGAAUUGAUUCAUGGAUUGAUGAGAAUGUGGAAGUCCAUGCUCAGAUGCCACCAGAAACAAUUCCAAGCUAUCAUGGAGAGCAAAGCUCGAUCUCUCAAGGCAAACACUGGUUUGCAAAGAGAUUCUGGUUUGAGAGCUACUCUUGAACUUGAAACAGAGCUAAUCAAUUGGUGCACCCGCUUUAAUAAUUGGAUCGACACCCAAAAAUCUUAUGUUGAGUUAUUAAAUGAGUGGCUUUUAAGGUGCCUUCUCAUUGAACAUGAAGAAACACCUGAUGGAAUUGCACCCUUCUCCCCAGGCAGAAUGGGUGCUCCACCUAUUUUUGUAGUUUGCAAUGAUUGGUGUCAAGCAAUGUUUAGGAUUUCUGAGAAGGAGGUGGAAAAUGCCAUGCUCAACUUUGCUUCAAGCUUACGUCAAUUAUGGGAACGGCAAGACGUGGAGCAGCGUCAGAAGAUCAAAGCAGAUUAUCUCACAAAGGAUUUUGAGAAGCGUCUGAAGACCUUACGCAUGGAGAGGGGGAGGAUCAUGCCGGAGCAGGAUGCGUUGUCAGAUAAAGCUAUGUCAAAGGUUCCUUCAGAGAGUGGAGUUUCACCCUUAGAUGAUCUGAAGGUGGAUUUGGAUUCAAUGAGGAAGAAAUUAGAAGAAGAGAGAUCCAGGCAUAAGGAAGCUGCUAAACUAGUUCAUGAUGCAGCUUCAGGUAGUUUACAAGCAGGUCUGGUCCCAAUUUUUGAGGCUUUGGGCAACUUCACUUCGGAGGUUUUGAAAGCUCAUGAGCAAGUUAGACUUGAAAAUGCUGGAGGCUCAUAGUAAACUCAUUCUACAACUCUAGCAGUUUAAAGGUGUUUCAGGAAGGAGCCUGCCUUGCUCUGUACCGAUGAUUAGAUCGCAAAGGGCGAGGAAAAAGGGGGAAAAACUAUACAGAGAGAUUGGAAAGCAACUUCAAAAAGAUGUUGAAAAAGGUGAGGUUGUAGAAUUGCAUAAACAAGCUGAAGAUUCAGUAGAAGAAAAAAAAUGCGGUGGGUAAGUUAAAAUCUUCUUGUCUUUAUAAUGUGGUUUUGCCAAAACCUAGUAGAUAUGUAGGAAUUUUGUACAGAAAUUCAUUUAUUGGUUGGUGGUGGUUGUAUUUGUUGCAACUGGACGGUGUUGGAGGAGGAUUGCAUUUAGGUUUAUAAUGUAAGCUUCUUUCUCAGUGUAGGAGAUUAAAAAAUUUUGAAUCUAGUAUUUGGUAAUGAUACAGAGAGCUCUAUUUGAGA
Hevea brasiliensis (rubber tree) is the source of this 3720-nucleotide messenger RNA. RefSeq names its product protein ROLLING AND ERECT LEAF 2-like. Bases 608 to 3274 code for a protein of 888 amino acids. The transcript is spliced from 4 exons. The record is from RefSeq and is a predicted model, not a curated record. Lineage: Eukaryota; Viridiplantae; Streptophyta; Magnoliopsida; Malpighiales; Euphorbiaceae.